GCCCUCGAAAGUAUUUCAAAAUAAAUUGCGCAUUGAUCCGCUUGAAUCUUGAAGCGGUGAGUCGGAAUUGUUCUGAUUUCUCGCCGAUUGUGUGCUGCUUCUUGUUUGGCUCCGCUUUUGCCGUAUAAACGCUUUGAAUGAGUGCGGUUUUUUCCCACUCCAGUCAUCGCCAUGCAAGUGGAGCUAGUGUUGGUGGCCGGUUUGUUGCUGAUUUCGCUCAUAUCGGUGGGUUUUUCGGUUCGCACCUGUGAGAGCCACGAGAUCUGCAUUAGCAAGAAGACAUGCGAUGAGACGGAUGACUCCGGGAAGGGGAAGCUGGUCCGUCGCAUACUGGACAACAGCUGCGGCCUUGAGUUGGUCUGCUGCGAGAAGGUGCAGCUGGAGAGCUUCUACGCCCAUCAGGCUCAAGUGGAACAGAACAGUCAGCGCCGGGGAAAUCCCUGGAGCUUUUCGGAAAACCCCCUAGAAGCCUUAUUAAAUGAGACACUCCUGCCGGUCAAAAAGGACGAUGAGGUCUACAAAAGCUGCGGAUUCCAGCAGGAAUGUGUUCCCCGCCACCUCUGCAAAAACGGAUCGAUUAAUGCAGAUGGCAGGUACAUCGUCACGCCGCGAAUCAGUAAGGACAUCAGUUUCGGAUGUGGACUCUUAGAGCAGUGCUGUUCGCUGGACGAUCAGAUCGAGGAGGGUCAUAAUCUUAUACAGCUCGACGUGGAGGACUUCCAGUCCAAGGGCUGUGGGUACAGCAAUCCCAAGGGAUUAAUUUACCAGCUGGACGGCUACAACGACGGCGAGUCCUCCUUUGCCGAGUUCCCUUGGAUAGUGGCAUUGAUGGACAUGGUGGGGAACUACAUCUGCGGCGGUACCCUGAUCCACCCGCAACUGGUGCUGACCAGUGCCCACAACAUGGCCCAGUACAGUGAGGAGUCGCUGCUGGUUCGGGCUGGUGACUGGGAUUUGAACAGCCAGACGGAGCUGCAUCCCUACCAGAUGCGUGCGAUUAAGGAGUUGCAUCGCCACGAGGACUUCAGCAGCCUGACCCUCUACAACGACAUAGCUUUGGUGGUACUGGAGCGGCCGUUCAAGCUGGCGCCGCACAUCCAGCCCAUCUGUCUGCCGCCGGCGGAGACGCCUAAGUUGCAGGAGCAGCUGCAGAAUGCCCACUGUUUGGCCACCGGCUGGGGGCACAAAAACAACACGUCCCCCACCUUGGAGCACCUGCUGAAGCGCAUCGAGCUGCCCGUGCUGGACCACGAGACCUGCCAGCGCUUGUUACGUCGCACGGUCCUGGGGCGUCGCUACCGUUUCCAUGCGAGCUUCCUUUGUGCCGGCGGGGUGGAGGGCAAGGACACCUGCAGGGGUGACGGCGGUUCACCCUUGUUCUGCACGAUGCCCGGCGAACGGGAUCGAUACCAGCUGGUGGGCAUCGUGUCCUGGGGCAUCGAUUGCGCCGUUAAGGAUGUGCCCGCGGCCUACGCGAAUGUGGCCUAUCUGAGGAACUGGAUCGAUGAGCAGAUUGCCAAGAUCGGGUUCUCUGUGUCCCUUGCUUAAACCAAAUCUCAAAUUAAACGCUUAGAUUGUUUAUAUGAAACUUUACUACUAUUUCGACCGCGAAAAUAUAAAUAAAGAAAAAAUUAA
Molecule: messenger RNA, 1635 nt
Organism: Drosophila elegans
Lineage: Eukaryota; Metazoa; Arthropoda; Insecta; Diptera; Drosophilidae
Product: phenoloxidase-activating factor 2
Exons: 2
Coding region: 172-1548 (458 amino acids)
Biological process (GO): proteolysis
Molecular function (GO): serine-type endopeptidase activity
Source: RefSeq, a predicted model, not a curated record